Messenger RNA from Cynara cardunculus var. scolymus (artichoke), 1120 nucleotides. Its product is annotated as dehydrin ERD14-like. The record is from RefSeq and is a predicted model, not a curated record. Gene Ontology annotation, cellular component: membrane. The transcript has 2 exons. Lineage: Eukaryota; Viridiplantae; Streptophyta; Magnoliopsida; Asterales; Asteraceae. The coding region runs from base 102 to 953 and encodes 283 amino acids. Gene Ontology annotation, biological process: response to water.
UCUCAUUCAGACAUCCUCAAAACUUCCCAUUUCAAACAAAAAGCCCUACCUUUUCACAUAGUUACUGUGUGUGUGUUUUCUUCAAUCCUUUUGCUGUGAUCAUGGCUGACGAAGUAGUUUACCAUCAUGCCCCCAAGACCGAAGACCACUGCGAAAGCACCAACGUCGUGAAGACGGAGAACGAAGAUGUCGAGAAAUCGGACCGUGGGUUGUUUGAUUAUUUCGGAAAGAAAGACGAAAACGACAAGUGCGCAGAGGCCGAGAUCGCAUCCGAUUGCAAAGACGAAAACAAAGAAGAGAAGAGCGAAAGCCUCCUUGAGAAACUCCAUAUAUCCGAUGGCAGUUCUUCCAGCAGCUCGAGCGAAGACGAGUGUGAAGAUGGAGAGAAGAAGAAGAAGAAGAAAAAGAAAGAUAAGAACUUGAAGGAAAAGGCCGAGAAGAAACUCGAAGAAGAGAAGGUGAAGAUCGCUGUGAAGAUCGAAGAGGGUAAAGAGAAAGUUGAAGAAAUCAAAGAGAAAAUCCACGAGAAGAUCGAAGAGCACAAGGAGAAGAAGAUCGAAGAACACAAGGACGACGACACAUGCGUCGUCCCCGUCGAGAAGUACGAGGAAGCGGCGGUGGUGCCACCGUCGUCACACCACCACGAAUCACCACCAGCACCACCAUGUGAAGUUGUUGUCCACCCACCGGAGCCAAGCUGUGAACCUGAAGAGAAAAAGGGGUUCAUUGAGAAGAUCAAGGAGAAACUUCCCGGCGGUCACAAGAAGGCCGAAGACGACUACGCCGCUCCACCACCACCACCACCGGUGACAGCGGUGCCGGCGGAACACUACGUGGAUGCUGAAAGUGAGCAUAAGGAGAAAAAGGGUAUUCUUGAAAAGAUCAAGGAGAAGCUUCCAGGGUAUCAUUCCAAGAGUCAUGAGGAGGAAAAGAAGGAAAAGGAGUGUGAUUAAGCCUAAGAAAACAUGGUUUAUUUGGUUGGUGGUGUUGUUUUGAUUUGAUUUGAUUUGAUUUGCUUUGUGAAUGUUUAUUGCUUUCUAAGUGUUUUUUUUCCCUUUUUGAAUAACAUUUUCAUGUUCUUGGUUAGGGGUAUUUCUGGAAUUUCAAAGGGUUUUAUGCU